Messenger RNA from Hevea brasiliensis (rubber tree), 4483 nucleotides. RefSeq lists its product as uncharacterized. NCBI's taxonomy places the organism in Eukaryota, Viridiplantae, Streptophyta, Magnoliopsida, Malpighiales, Euphorbiaceae. The transcript has 4 exons. Gene Ontology annotation, molecular function: DNA binding. The coding region runs from base 122 to 4042 and encodes 1306 amino acids. The record is from RefSeq and is a predicted model, not a curated record.
AGGUCGCGAAACCCUUUCCCUCUAGCCCUUUUACAACUUCUAACUUCUAUCCCUUCUCGCAAGUCGCACCUCUGCACCUGAGCACCUUCCUCAUCUUUCUACUUCCUUCCUCUUCCAUGUCAUGGCCACCGCCACCGUCGACUCCUCCGCCUCCAACCAUCACCUCAACCACCUCCAUACAGAAUCCCUUCCUCUAAUCGAUCUUGGCCUUCUCUCCCAGUCUGAACUCCUUUCCCUCUCUCUUUGUUCCUCCUACUCCUCUUCUCUCCACUAUCACCAAAACGACGAUGACGUUGCUACUCCCAAAAUCGAUCGUUCCGUCUUCAAUGAGUCCGCCGGCAGCCGCAAACAGACCUUUUCCCGCCUCCGAUUAGCUCCUCGCAACAACUCUCAGUUCUCUUCCUCCCCUCUAAUUGAAUCUCCCAUUGUCUCCCAAACUCUAGAUGAAGAAAAUUCUCAAAUCAUUUCCCUCCUCAAGUCCCUGUUUGGUGCCAAUUCUCACUCAGAUGAGAAAGAGGAUAAUAAUAAUAAUGAUAAUGAUAAUAACCUAGUUUCUAUUCCCAUCCAAUACAACCAAUUCCUAGGUUUUCCUUCCACUGUGAAUGAGGCAUUGCAAAAUGUUCCAAUCGGCAUUGCUAAUUAUGACAGCGAAGAGGUGAUGAAGCAGGCAAUUCCGACUUCAAUUGUUGAUUAUACUACGAAAAAGAGGAAGCGAGGCAGGCCACGAAAAAAUGAGAGUAAUUUUUAUAGUGACAGUAGUAAUCCCAACCAGGUGAGUGAGACUGAGAAUAAGCAAAGAGAGAGAGAGACGAUUGGUGUGGAUGGAAGCGUGGAUAAGGAGAAGAAGAAGGGGGAGAUGUUGACGAUGAAUAAGAAUGGAAUGAAGAUGGACUUGGUGGCACUGGGGAGUAUGGAAGAUCCAUAUGGAGGGGAACUGAUGAUUCGAACAGCGGGAAUGCAUACAGAGGCAGAGUUAUUAGGGUUUUUGCAGGGGCUAGAGGGAGAAUGGGUGACUAGCAGAAAGAAGAAGAUGAUAGUGGACGCAAGUGUGCUCGGCAAUGUAUUGCCAAGUGGUUGGAAACUCAUGCUCUGCAUCAAGAAGAAAGCUGGCUUCUUUUGGAUUGCUUGUAGAAGAUACAUAAGCCCUAAUGGACAGCAGUUUAUGUCCUGCAAGGAAGUUUCAUCAUAUUUACUUUCCUCAUUUGGACUUCAAGAUGCAAGCCAGUCAAAUUUUGAUCAUGUUGAUGGCAACGUUCAUUUGACUGACAAAAUAUCUUCUGGGAAUGCUGCAGAUCUUACCCUUAAAGCUGACAAGAAUGGGGAUGAGAAGCAAUCUUCCUCGUUGAACAUAGGGAUUCCUGGGCAGGUCCAAACACUGAGGAAAUAUAAAUGCCACAAAUGCAUCAUGGUUUUUGAUGAGCCGGAUGACUUGCUGCAACAUCUGCUAUCAUCCCAUCACAGGACUCCAAAGAGGCUUAAACAAGGAGCAUCCAUGAAUGAGGAGGUGAUAAUGAAAAAUGGAAAGUAUGAAUGUCAAUUUUGUCAUAAACCUUUUGAAGAAAUGCAUCGCUAUAAUGGUCACCUUGGGAACCACAUAAAAGAUUAUUUUAAGAGAAUUGAAGCUUCAAGUGGAUUCAUGACCAUCCAAAGGAGCCCUGUCCCUCCAUUAUUAGGAGUUCAUCCUGAUGUUUUAAAGAUUCAAGAAUCAAUUGGAAUUGCUAUGGGUGCUGUUGCAGUGAAUUCUGACAUUAAAAUAAAUGAUGAAAUAAGUUCUGCCGUUCCAAAUUAUAAAACAAAAGAAAAUCCGACUGGUGAAUCUUAUUGUGAUAAGCAGGAUAUAGUUUGUAGCACGACCAAUGAUAAAGGAGAGAAGAUGAAUAAAGUUACUGAUGUUGAUGCUGUUGGAAAUAAUGUUUAUCCAGGUGCAGUGUCAGCCAUUUCCAAUAAGGAGAAUGAUUCCGUUUAUAAAUCUUCUGAUGAAAAAAAUGUUAUUGAAUGCACCACUGGCAGAAUCAGUAACUUGGGCAGCCAGGAAACAGGUUCUCAGAGUUGUUCACUUGCUGCUGUUGGAAGGAACCAAGGAUGUGCAAAUGACAACGAUGAGGAUCAGGCACACAUAAGGUUAAUGGAGGAGCAUUAUCAGGAGAGAGGUUCUGAUAGUGGUUUAAUUGCCCCACAUUCUGAAAAGAAAACAGUUGAUGGCAAAACUAUCGAGGAUAGACUUCAUUCUAGCACAGUAAGUUGCAUGACAAUUGAUGACAGGGUUUUUGUUGGAAAAGACAAGCUAAGAACUGAUUUUGGCGUGCGUUGCUCAGCACAAGAGAAUGUUUCAACCAACAGCAAGGAGCAAAGUUAUGAAGGCUGUUUGGUUGUUACAUAUGGUGGUUUACAAAGAUAUGGUUCUGUAAAUAAUGUGCAUGGGCUUUCAACUUCUGCAGUGGAGCUGAAACAUGAAAUGGAUUCUAAAGGGGGUUUAACUUCCUCAGAUUUUGCACGUGUUUCCAACAAUAAGAUGUACCAAGUUUCUGGUAAAACAGUGAACAAGCCCAAACUUAAGGUAGUGGGUAGGUCUAGGAAUGAUGUCCAAACUGUUGGUUUUGGUAGCAAUAGCACUUUAAUAGUUGAGGAUACAAAGAUCAUCAAUGAUAUGGAGAGUAGUUAUGGAAGCUGCUCAGCUAUUCCAUCAUGGAAUGAGCAGAUUUGUUUUACUGAAAAUAAUAUGAAGGGGAAUCCCAGUUGCACAAGAAAGAUACACCAUCAAGAAAAGGAUUCUGAAGGCAGUGAGCUUACUUUAUAUGCACAUCAGCAAUGCUUUGAUUCUGAAAAUAUUAAUGUUAAUGUUUCUAAUGGUACAUUGGAGGUGCCUAAUCAUGUCGAAGUCCCAUGCUCUAAUAACAGUGAGCACAGCAAAGACAUUGAUGCACUUGAAGGAUGUGUAACUAAUAUUGAGUUGGGAAGAAGUUCCAACAAUUUUUCACUUUUUCCAUUAGCUAAUGGGCUUACAUUUGCUUUAAAAGAUGAUGGAGUCCUGAAUGACACAUCAAAGAACUUUAUGCAGGAUAGAAAUUUUGAAAGCAGUUUAGGUGGACCAUCUUCUGAUGUGAAAACACAUUUUAAUGAGAAUAACAUGAAUAAGGUCUCAUGUAACACAAUGGACUGGUCCAAGCAUAAGGGAUUUAAAAGUCAAUGUGAUGGUGAACCACUUAUUGUUUUUGACCAUGGUCACAGUGAACAGGAUGUGGAUGUUGUGAAAAGCACGAUGCUAGAAAGCUGUUCAAAGGAUUUUACCCUUGUUAAUUCUGGGAAUCAGGAGAAAUUUUCUAUGGAAGAUAAUUUAAAUGGUGUUUACAGUUGCAAUCUGGAUGAGAAGAAAAGGGCUUCUAUAGACAGCUUACUUUGUCUUUCUAGCAGUGAGCAAGUUUGGAGUGCUGAAAAUAAUUCGAAUAGGAUUUUGACAGGCAAAGUUCAAGAGGAGCCCAGGUUGCAGGACUUAAAUCCUAGGAGGAAUGAAUCAGUGAUUGGUUCUAGCAGUCAUACCCAAACUAGUGAAAAUGUUGUAUCUGGGUUUAUGUGGAGAACUGAUGAAGAAAAUGACCUGCUUGGUAGUUUUGCUGAUACUUCAUCUCGACUUGUUAAUUCAUCUAGCUGUUUUCCCUCAUAUGACGUAAUGUCAGAUAAGGGUGAGACUGAAUUCUUUGGUGAGAAGUUUUGUGGUAUAUCAGGUUUCGAAGGGCUGAGAUCAGGCAGCAUGGAGAAUAUGGAAUAUAAUUUUAUGAACCCUCAUUCAGAUGAUUCCAGGGUCUUUUCAUAUGAUGCAGAGAUCGCUCGAGGUCUUGAUUCAUCUGUUUGGCUUGAUAAGGAAGCUUUGCCUUUGUUACCAAAGAUAGCAAGCAGGCGACGUGUGCCUACUUUGUAUGUCUGUGUCUGGUGCAGAAAUGAGUUUCAUUAUGAGGCUCUAGAAUCUGAAGCACAAGCAAGCUCAUUGGGUUUUACUUGUGCAGCCUGCAAGGCCAAGUUCUCUGGCCAGUUCAAUUUACUGUAGAAUGAGUUGUCCAUGCACAAUCUGUGGCACAUGAGGAAAUGUUCCUCAUAUGCCUAAGUCAGAUUGAGGACUAGAGCUGCAUAAGAGGUAAUUUCUACAUCUAAACAAUGUCUUUGGCUAAAAUUUACCCUUAGUUUCUCAGGUCUAAAGUUUUAACCAUCCAUGUGACCUUAUGUGUUUGUCUUCUAAAAACUGACCGUGGGAGAUGGGUGGGGUGUGGGGGGAGCGGGAGUUGGAAUUAACAAUUUAUGUUACAGGAUUAAAUUCAAUAACUCAUCUAUCAGUUUCUGGGUUUGAAGAAAUAUGUUAAAAGGUGCCAUGGGUGCCUUUUAUGCAACAUUGAUUAGAAUAUUUUUUUUGUAACACCUUAACUAAAAUUUCUAUUUUUAGUGUAGACAUAAUGAUUACUAUUAAUUGGCUUUAUUAAGAUUUUUGUUUUAA